GAAAAGAUGCUGGAGGAAUGCUUGAUGUCAUCUGUCAAGGAAGAUGUUGCGGUGCAGUUGUAUACUUCUCACCUGUCUCCUGACUGUGACUCUGUUCCACUGUAAUGUUAACAGCCUUCGCCUUACCCAGGAGAACCUAGAGUACCUGAAACCAGUGGUUCUGGAAGAAUCAGCCCUGCAUGCCCGGUCCACUGAGCAGAAGGCAGCAGGGGACUUGACAGCCAAGUUGCUGUUCCUUGACCACCUAGUACGUCUAGAGAACAACUUAAUUGAGACCAAGAGGAAAAGAAGCUUUCCAGGGUCCAACAUUCCACUGGAUCGCCUCUCCAUCAGCACCAUGGAUCCUAAGGGCUCCAAGCAGAAGAAGGUUGUUGAACUGCCAAGAAGGCGAGGAAGUGCUCCUAUUGAUAGGAUCGGAGCAGGUCGUCUACCCAGCAGUCAAGGGUAG
Molecule: messenger RNA, 448 nt
Organism: Esox lucius (northern pike)
Lineage: Eukaryota; Metazoa; Chordata; Actinopteri; Esociformes; Esocidae
Gene: ostn
Product: osteocrin
Exons: 4
Coding region: 44-448 (134 amino acids)
Biological process (GO): hormone-mediated signaling pathway
Molecular function (GO): signaling receptor binding
Source: RefSeq, a predicted model, not a curated record